AGGCUUUUCUUCUUUUUUAUCAGUGUCAUACUUACAUGUACCGGCAAAAAUAUUAUUCUAAUCGUUACGGAUGAUUUGGAUUUGAUUCUCGAUGGAAUGACACCAUUGAAAUCAACAACAAAAUUAAUCAGAUCCGAAGGAGUUGUUUUUCAGAAUGCCUUUGCCGCAGUCCCCGUAUGUUGCCCAAAUCGUGCAUCGAUCUUAACAGGCAAAUACCAGCAUAAUCAUAGAGCAUUAAAUAAUUCUUUGGAAGGUGGUUGUAACAGUCCGAAAUGGCAACAAACACAUGGCAAUACAACUUUCGCCGCUAUCUUAAAUAACGAACUUAAUUAUAAAACAUUUUACGCUGGAAAAUACUUAAACAAGUAUGGGCACAAAAACGCUGGAGGAGUAGCUUAUGUUCCACCUGGAUGGGACAAAUGGUAUGGAUUAGUUGGCAAUUCAAAAUAUUACGACUAUUCUUUGUCCAUAAAUGGCGUUGAGAAAAAGUACGGAUCAAAACCGAACAAUUAUUUGACCGACGUUAUUAAAAAAUUUUCCAACGACUUUAUUAAAUCUCAGAAUAAGAAAGAGCCGUUUUUAAUGAUGCUUGCACCACCAGCACCUCAUGAGCCAUUUACCGCUGCACCGAGACACAAGGAUAAAUUUGAAGGCGUUAGAGCUAAGAGAACGAAGAACUUCAAUAUAUCACCUGGAAAGGGAAAGCAUUGGCUUGUUAGAAUGGGCCUUUCACCGCUGCCUCUCGAUAUUGUCAAGAGUAUCGAUGAAAUUUAUAGAAAACGUUGGCAGACACUUUUGGCCGUUGACGAAUUAGUGGAAUCUGUGUAUAUGCAAUUAAAAUCUCAGGAUUUGCUAGAUAAUACAUAUAUCAUUUUUACAUCUGACAAUGGAUUUCACGUUGGUCAAUUCAGUAUGCCAUAUGAUAAGAGACAACCUUAUGAGACAGACAUACGUGUGCCGCUUCUCAUUAGAGGCCCAGGCAUUAGUCCCAAUUCCGAAGUCCAAUCGGCCGUAAGCAGUGUCGAUUUGUUUGCCACAAUUAUGGACAUCGCCGGUCUUCAGAAGCCCUCUGACGGUACAUCUCUAUUAAAAAGUGCAAUCAAGGAUAGAACUGUCCUUAUUGAGUACAAAGGCGAAAGGUCAGAGGGCAUUCCUCAGUCUGGCUGUGAAACCGACAGCGAUCGCAAUCUCAAUGUUAGUCUGUGCAAGAAAGACUUUGCCUGCAAAUGCCAAGACUCAAUAAACAAUACAUAUACUUGUAUACGACGAGUCGCGGACGAUGUCAAUAAUAUAUUUUGCCGAUUUUACGAUAACGAGAAAUUUAUAGAAUUUUACGAUCUAUCGAAAGACGAAUUUCAACUAGAUAAUUUAAGCGCAACGUUGAAUAAUAACAAACGACAUAGAUUUAGAAAACGACUUGAAAAUAUGUCGCUUUGUCAAAACCAGAAUUGCAUCAAGACUGGAAAGAAGAACUGAGGAUCAAAGUCAUUUUUACCUGCGAAUAAAACUUAUACGCUAAAUAUAUCAAUACAGACUUAUUCAUUUUAUAAAGA
This is a messenger RNA of Ceratosolen solmsi marchali, 1553 nucleotides long. RefSeq names its product N-acetylglucosamine-6-sulfatase. The annotation marks the transcript as partial. Gene Ontology annotation, molecular function: N-acetylglucosamine-6-sulfatase activity; glycosaminoglycan binding. The record is from RefSeq and is a predicted model, not a curated record. Gene Ontology annotation, biological process: glycosaminoglycan metabolic process. The transcript has 9 exons. NCBI's taxonomy places the organism in Eukaryota, Metazoa, Arthropoda, Insecta, Hymenoptera, Agaonidae.